Molecule: messenger RNA, 682 nt
Organism: Andrographis paniculata
Lineage: Eukaryota; Viridiplantae; Streptophyta; Magnoliopsida; Lamiales; Acanthaceae
Exons: 2
Coding region: 91-474 (127 amino acids)
Source: RefSeq, a predicted model, not a curated record
GAUAUAAAGCCACAAAAGCCGCUCUGUAUAUAUGAUAAAAACAAAUCUGCAGGCAGUAACUGAAGAACAAAAAUAACAGCAAAAUAGCAGAUGAAGUUUUUCUCUGAAUUAGGAUCGUGUUGCGGAAGCGCGGCCGCCACUCCGGAGACGGAGGCUGCCAAUCGUGGCAGCCAGGCUGUGGAUCGGAGCCGCGCAGGCGGAGAGAGGAGAAGGCUUGCGAGAUCGAGAUCCAGCGGUAGCACGGCCGCUCCGUGGGUACCGAAGCUUUCUGCGAUUUCAGAGGACUUCCCGAUGACAUCGGCGCAUCGAACCGACGCGGAUCAAUUGAAUGCCGGAGACGAUGAGCGGAAGCGGUUGGUGAAAUCGAAAUCAAAGCCGAAGGCUGUAAUUGCGCCAAUGUUUGGUCAAGGAGAUGACUACUGGAAGUCUACUCCAGCGCUACCUGCUUUUUCUCCAAUGUGGUAUGGUUUCUGAAUUCAUAAACUUCUUGUGGAUAUUGUACAGUAUAAGGUAACUAUAGAUAUUUUCCUAUAUUUAUCAUUUUUCUUGAAGCAAUUGCAACUAUGUCUUUCUUUUUUUCUUAAUAAUUUUAAGCCUUAGAUUAUUAAUAGUGUAUAUACAUGUAUGUGUGCUGAUAUCGGAAAUUAAAUUAUUGUGUGAUUGAUGAUGAUAUGUUAAAUUA